This is a messenger RNA of Sardina pilchardus (European sardine), 794 nucleotides long. RefSeq lists its product as uncharacterized. Gene Ontology annotation, cellular component: membrane. Bases 57 to 653 code for a protein of 198 amino acids. The transcript is spliced from 7 exons. The record is from RefSeq and is a predicted model, not a curated record. NCBI's taxonomy places the organism in Eukaryota, Metazoa, Chordata, Actinopteri, Clupeiformes, Clupeidae.
UCGGUUCAGCAGUGCAGAACUACAACUGGACUUUCUUGAAGUCUUCUCUCAGCACGAUGUCUGCUACAGUAGUGACUGAUGAUGCUCCAGCAGAGGGAGCAGAAGACCAAAACCAGAAGGUCCUGAAAGGCAACACCAAACCUCUGCAUCGCUUUCUCAGAGGACAACCCAAGUGUGUGGGGGUUGCUAUGGUAACUCUGGGUAUAUCCAUCUUUUUCUUGGGAGUUCCUGUAUGGCGAGCCACCAAAUACUCGGGUGAUUCCUUCCACUCAUUUGUGCUGGGAGUUUUGUUCAUUGCCUCUGGCAUCCUAUUUAUAUUAACAGAACUGAAUAUCACAAAACAACUUGUUACUGCUGGAUUUGGUUUAAGUAUUGUCUCCAUAUGUGGAGUUGGAGUAGGUUGCUGCAUAUGGAUGGAUCAAAUUAUCAACUUUCUUAUGGAAGAUUACGGUGAUACAGAUGAUAAUGUGACAGAUCAUAUAGCUAUAAAACAAUAUUGGGACCAGUUCACUGCGGUGCAAUGUUUGGCCAUGUUACAAAGUCUUUUGGGUGGAGCUAUUCUCAUAGCCAUGGCAUGGUUUGCAAGAGCUGCAUUACGAUCCAGUAACACUAACGCAAUUGUUGUGAUGCAGACCCGUCCACCAGCUGAGUGACACAACAACCUCUAAGCAACUGUGUUCAUACACUUGUCUAAUCAAGAAUGUCCACAACUUCAGGAAAUGUUUACAACUUGUUUUUAUUCAUACAUAAUGUAUCAAUAUGUUUCAUAUAUUAUUUCACUUUAAUAAAACAGA